Molecule: messenger RNA, 1647 nt
Organism: Styela clava
Lineage: Eukaryota; Metazoa; Chordata; Ascidiacea; Stolidobranchia; Styelidae
Product: zinc finger MYM-type protein 1-like
Source: RefSeq, a predicted model, not a curated record
AUGUCCAAAGAAGUGAAUCGCACUUCAACAAACGAAUGCGAACCAAAGUUGAAAAAGAUGAAAUUUCACUUGGAUAUCGGUGAUUAUAUGCGUGGAUCAAAUGUCGAUGAUCAAAUGAAGUACGACUAUUUGACCAACCAUUGGGUCCCAAGCAAAGAUUUCGUCUUUCCAAAGCAUGUCCGAACGGUCGGUGGAAAGACUUUUCAUCUGUCUUUUCAGCGAGCGUGGCUGGAGAAAUUCAAAUGGCUGGCAUACAGCCCGGACAAAGAUGGCGCUUUUUGCAAAUCGUGCUUGAUCUUUGCUCCUGAUGUAGGCGGAGGGUCAAAAUUGUUGAAGCUUGUUAACGAGCCUAUGCAAAACUUGAAAAGUGCACUUGAGGACUUAUCGAAGCACGCCAGUAGAACUUACCAUAUCACAGCACAAUUACAUGCCGAAAAUUUUUGUAAUACUCACACUACCGGAAAUGUCGUCGAACAAAUGAACUCUGCAAGAGCUCAGCAAGCGGAUGGAAACAGACGGGCACUCGCAUCAAUAAUUAACGUUGUCAAAUUCUGUGGACGUCAAAAUAUAGCUUUAAGAGGUCACAUAGACCAUGGAGUUUUGUCGAAUCCGACAAAUUUUGAAACCGAAAUGAACGAAGGAAAUUUCCGUGCGCUAUUGCGAUUUAGAAUUUCUUCCGGCGAUCAAGAUUUGUUGAAUUAUGUUCAGAAUGCCCCUCUAAAUGCCUUGUACACAAGCCCACAGAUUCAAAAUAAGAUCAUCACACUGUGCGGCGAAAUGAUCCGAGAGACCCUCGUUAAGAAGAUCAAUAAAAGCAAGUAUUUCGCCGUGCUUGCUGAUGAAACGAGUGAUAUCGGGCGUAUUGAGCAAUUUUCCAUCUGUGCGAGAUAUGUUCAGAAUGAGCACGGUAUCUGCACCCUCCGAGAGGGUUUUCUCGGAUUCGUCGAAGCCGUCGAUUUGUCCGGCCAAGCUCUAGCAGAAUUGCUGAUGUCGACGCUUACGAGCUGGGGCUUGGAGCUGCGUAACAUCGUAGGCCAGGGAUAUGACGGCGUCGCCAACAUGUCAGGCUGUUUUCGGGGAGUACAGGCCGUUGACCAAGCCUACCCAAAAGCGUGUUACACUCACUGCUGCUCGCACUCGUUGAACCUGGUGCUAUCUCACGCGUGUGGAGGCGAAGGGUUGAAACGAACAGUGCGGAGUAUAAGAGACGUCGUUAAUUUUUUCUCUAAUAGUCCCAAACGCACAGGAAUUCUUAAGAAUGCUAUUAUAGCACUCCUUCCACAAAGUCGACACACACGUUCGAUAACAUUUUGCGAAACCAGAUGGGUGGAAAGACAUGAGUCAAUUACAGUAUUCUGCGAAUUAUAUUCUGCCGUUGUUUACUCUUUGGGCCAGAUAGAAGAAUGCAGAGACAGAGAUGCCGCUGAUAAAGCAGAUGAAUUUAAAUACAGGAUAAUGAACGCAGAUUUCAUCUGCCAUUUACGUAUACUGGACAGUAUACUUGGCAUUACAUAUCGACUGUCAGUUAUCCUGCAGUCAAAAGAUCUCGACAUCAUAGGCUGCUGUCAAAUGCUUAACGACGUUAAGGCAGUUUUACAACACAUGUUGGAUAACGCACAGAAGAAAUUUUCAACGAAAUCAGCGUAA